Molecule: messenger RNA, 1554 nt
Organism: Malassezia pachydermatis
Lineage: Eukaryota; Fungi; Basidiomycota; Malasseziomycetes; Malasseziales; Malasseziaceae
Product: 6-phosphofructo-2-kinase
Exons: 2
Coding region: 1-1554 (517 amino acids)
Biological process (GO): fructose metabolic process; fructose 2,6-bisphosphate metabolic process
Cellular component (GO): cytosol
Molecular function (GO): ATP binding; fructose-2,6-bisphosphate 2-phosphatase activity; 6-phosphofructo-2-kinase activity
Source: RefSeq, a predicted model, not a curated record
AUGGCCCCCCCGCUGUACACCACGCAGUCUGGCCGCCUCUGGCAUGCAGGGCAGAUCUUGAUCAUGACGGUCGGGUUGCCAGGCCGUGGCAAGACGCACUUGGCGCAUGCGAUUCAGCGCUAUCUGCGCUGGCUCGGUGUCCGAUGCCAAGUGUUCAACCUGGCGAACAUGCGACGUGACCUACUCGGCUCCGUGAAGGAUCUUCCGGCCGACUACUUCGGUGAUGGAUGCAGAGCAGAAGAAGAGACGUUAGCGCUACGUGAGCAGGUGACUACGAAGAUUACAGAGAAAAUCGCCGCAUUCUUUGAGGAUGGUGGUCAAGUGGCCGUGUAUGAUGCCAACAACAGUACGAAGGAGCGCCGAUCUCUGAUCCGCGAGCGAUUUGAAAAAGAGCUUAACGUGCAGAUCAUGUUUGUUGAGUGCCUGUGUGAUGACCCCAAAAUUGUGGAGCGCAACAUUCGCUCUAUGCACCGAUUCAACCCAGACUACCGCGGAUGGAAGCUGGAGGAUGUGAAGAAACACUUUUCCGACCGCAUUUCCCGCCAUGAGAUGGAUUACCAGCCUAUUGAUACGACAACGGCAGCGCAUAUCCAGCUGCACAACUUUGGCCAGCGUGUUGUCGUGAACAAUGUGAAGGGCUACCUGCAAAACCGCAUUGUAUUUUUCCUCAUGAACAUGCACAACGAAGACCGUACGAUAUACUUUGCGCGAGCUGGUGAAGCGCUGAUUGAACAUCUGUACAAGGCCGAUGCAGAGCUUUCCUCACUCGGUCACGAAUACGCCCAGCGUCUUUGUGAGUUUAUGAUGAUGAGGCGCUCGCAUGAUAAUGCUGUGGACGAAGACAAACCAACGUUGUCACAGGAACACACGGUCUCGUAUAUCUCGUCGCACGACGAAAACGAUGUGCCUUUUGAGUUUGAAGAGACAGAGCGAGAGUUCCAGGUAUGGUGCUCGACCAGGAAACGCUCAGAAAACACCGCGGCGCCCUUCCGCGACUACGAUGUGAGGAUCAUCGAGUGGUCCCGCCUGGCCGAGAUGAACCCUGGUGUGGUGGAUGGCAUGAGCGAAGAAGAGAUUCUUUCGCGCUUCCCCAAGUACCACGAAGAGCAAAAGAAGGAUCCGUACACGUUCCGUUUCCCACGGGCCGAGAGCUAUCAUGAUUUGGCUAUCCGUCUAGAACCUGUGAUUCUAGAAUUGGAGCGUGUGCGCAAAGAUGUCCUGAUCAUUGCGCAGUCGUCGGUCCUGCGUUGCUUGAUUGCCUAUUUGCAGGGCAACAAGCCCACUGAGAUCCCAUUUAUCCAAGUCCGUGAAGGUGACUUGGUAGAAGUGCAUCCCCAAGCUUUCGGCGUAGCGACGCGUGUUUAUUCAUUCUGGAACCCUGAGAAAGAGCGCGAAAAGCGCGAUAUUGAAUUUGCUACACGUGCCGCUAUGGCCAUUGCCCAACAACGGGCUGAAAAAGAGCGCCAGAGCAAAGUCGGCCAGGAGGAGGAAGACCUGGAAAGCAGCACCGUUACGGAGAUGGCGGCACAGAUGGAAAAGACGAUAUCACUGUAG